Molecule: messenger RNA, 1581 nt
Organism: Mastomys coucha (southern multimammate mouse)
Lineage: Eukaryota; Metazoa; Chordata; Mammalia; Rodentia; Muridae
Gene: Upf3a
Product: UPF3A regulator of nonsense mediated mRNA decay
Exons: 9
Coding region: 57-1325 (422 amino acids)
Biological process (GO): positive regulation of translation; nuclear-transcribed mRNA catabolic process, nonsense-mediated decay
Cellular component (GO): nucleolus; cytoplasm
Molecular function (GO): telomeric repeat DNA binding
Source: RefSeq, a predicted model, not a curated record
AGGGGCUGCGAAGUCCUCGCGAGGCUUCGUUCUCGCGGAGGUGGCGGCCGGUGGGGAUGCGCUCGGAGGAGGGCGCCGGAGGCUCGGGCGCAGUCCUCUCUGCGCGGGGCCCGAGCUGGAGGGAGAAACUGUCGAGCUCGGACAUCCACUUCCGCCGCGACUCCCAGCGGAAUGAGUCGGCGGCGCCGCCGGCCCCGAUCUCGAGUGAGAGCGGGGCCGGCAAGCCUCGCGAGGAGAAGAGGACGGCCCUGAGCAAGGUGGUCCUCCGGCGUCUGCCCCCGGGGCUCACCAAAGAGCAGCUGGAAGAGCAGCUGCGCCCCCUGCCGGCGCACGAUUACUUCGAGGUAGUGGCUGCGGACCUCAGCCUCUGCCCUCACCUCUUCUCCAGGGCAUACAUUAAUUUUAGGAACCCUGACGACAUCCUGCUGUUCAGAGACCGUUUUGAUGGAUAUGUCUUCAUUGGCAAGAAAGGCCUGGAGUAUCCUGCAGUGGUGGAGUUUGCUCCAUUCCAGAAGAUUGCCAAAAAGAAGCUGAAGAAAAAAGAUACCAAGACUGGAAGCAUUGAAGAUGAUCCAGAAUAUAAACAGUUUCUGGAAUCAUACAGCUUGGAGGAAGAGAAGACCAGCGCUAGUCCUGAGACGCUGCUGGGAGAGAUAGAAGCGAAGACAAGAGAACUCCUUGCCAGAAGAACCACACCUCUUUUGGAAUAUAUUAAAAAUAGAAAAUUGGAAAAGCAGAGACUCCGGGAAGAAAAACGCGAGGAGCGGAGGAGGAGGGAGCUAGAAAAGAAGCGUCUGCGGGAAGAAGAGAAGAGGAAGAGGAGAGAAGAGGACCGGUGCAAGAGGAAGGAGGCAGAGAAGCAAAAGAGAGUGGAGAAGGACGUGAGGAUCAAGCUUCUUAAGAAACUAGAAACAGGAGAAGAAGCAACCACAGAGAAACCCAAAGAAAGAGGUGAAACUGUUGGUGCCGGAGAUGAGAAGCAGGACACCCGGCCAGUAGAGAGCCAGCCAGAGACGCCUGGAGAGAGGCUACAGGAUGGCAGUGAUAAAGAGCAAAGGGACAAACGAUUCCGAGAGAAAGAUCCCGAAACUUCCAGAUGUCAUGCAGACAGUUGCAGGAAGCACGGCAUUCACUCAGAGUUUGCCAGGUUUUCCAGAAGGAAUGAGGACGAGUCAAAGUGGGGAAAAGGCUUCACCCAGGACAGAGGCAAGAAGGGCCAGGAUGGGAGUGUCCCCGUGGACGUGGCAGAGAGAAGCGGCAUGGAGCACAAGGAGUAUGACAGCCUGGGGCCAAGAAAGGAUCGCCCGGGAAACAAGGCCCUGUAGACCGCGUCUUCCCUGAUUCGUGUGCGGCUACACAGCGUGCUCGGCAGCCUCACAGCCACUUUCCCCAAGUACAAAUCCUCAUUACGCUAGAUAAGAGCAAUCCGCCUUGUGUGCGUAGGUCCAGAGUUACACGUCUGUGUCCGCCCAUGUGGGCUGAAUUUAAAGUCUAUAUCUUCUAGAGUGCUCUUGCUCCUCUGGGAUGCACUGAACUUGGAACUAAAUUCAGAAUAAAACAUUCCAUCAUCUUUUUAAAGAA